This is a messenger RNA of Lampris incognitus (smalleye Pacific opah), 1402 nucleotides long. RefSeq names its product biglycan a (gene bgna). The record is from RefSeq and is a predicted model, not a curated record. Gene Ontology annotation, molecular function: protein binding. The transcript has 8 exons. Lineage: Eukaryota; Metazoa; Chordata; Actinopteri; Lampriformes; Lampridae. The coding region runs from base 170 to 1402 and encodes 410 amino acids.
UCUCUCUCUCUCUCUCUCUCUCUCUCUCUCUCUCUCUCUCUGCCGCUCUCUCUCUCGGUGACUACAGUUCUUCUUUGUAGCAGGUUCUACUGUGCAGGUCUUCUUCUCUGCUCACUGAAAUCCUCUCAGCCAGUAAGAUGAGAAAGUAAAAUCAGGUUGCUUCUACUGUAUGUUAGCGGAGGGAGUAUUCAUAGUCAUCUUCGAGAAAUCCUUUGGACUACGGAGGAGCGUACUCUCGUUGUGUAGAGCUAACCCGAGUGAAAUUAAGACAAGGAACCAAGUCAUGCAUUCGCUUUCCAUUCUCCUUCUGUUGGUGUGUGUUACACCAUUACCUGCUCCGUCCAUUGCCUUGCCCUUCCAAAGCAAGGACCUCCCAGACCUUGGCAAGAGCAUUAAUCUUGAAGGCCUGAUGAUGAUGAUGAUGAACGAUGGCGAGGGUUCGGGCUAUGAGGAGGAGCUUCCUUCGCCAGACUAUGUAACUUGCCCGUUCGGAUGUCAGUGCCACCUCAAAGUAGUGCAGUGUUCAGACCUGGGUUUGCAUUACGUGCCAUAUGAUAUCCCCCAUGAUACACGACUGCUGGACCUGCAAGGCAACUACAUCACAGAGAUCAGAGAGAAUGACUUCAAGGGUCUGAGCAACCUCUAUGCUUUGGUGUUAGUCAACAACCUCAUCUCUAAAGUCCACCCACGUGCCUUCUUGCCCCUCACACGUAUGCAGAAGCUCUACUUCUCCCACAACCAGCUCACGGCUGUUCCUAGAAACCUGCCCCCCUCUCUGGUGGAGCUACGAAUUCACGACAACCACAUUAAGAAAAUAGCAUCUGGAACCUUCUCUGGUCUGGGCAACAUGAAUUGUAUUGAAAUGGGCCGUAAUCCCAUCAAGAACAGCGGUUUGGAGCCAGGCGCAUUUGACGGGCUCAGAUUGAACUUCCUCCGCAUUUCAGAGGCCAAGCUCACAGGCAUCCCAAAAGACCUCCCCGAUACUCUCCAUGAGUUACACUUGGAUCAAAAUCAAAUUCAGGCCAUCGAGUUGGAAGAUGUGAGACAAUAUGGGGAGCUGUACAGGCUGGGCCUCAGCUACAAUAAGAUCCGAAAUAUUGAGCAUGGUAGCCUGUAUUACUUGCAAAAACUGCGUGAGCUUCACUUGGACAACAACCUGCUUACCCGUGUGCCCGGUGGUCUGCCAGAGAUGAAGUACCUGCAGGUGGUGUACCUGCACUCCAACAACAUUAGCCGCGUCGAUGUGAAUGACUUUUGCCCUCGGGCCCUCAGCAUGAAGAAGGCCUUUUACAACGGUAUCAGUCUCUUCGGCAACCCAAUCCAGUAUUGGGAGGUGCAGCCCUCCACCUUCCGCUGCAUCAGUGACAGAAUGGCCAUUCAAUUCGGCAACCAUAAGAAAUAA